CACUGGGAUCCCGUUGCGCAUGCGCACAGCCCUCUUCCAGGACGUGCACCUGCUAGGAGAGUCCGCCGCUCGACCCACCAUCCCACCUGAGCAUCGCGCACCCAGCCAUGACAGCACACUCCUUUGCCCUGCCAGUCAUCAUCUUCACCACGUUCUGGGGCCUCAUCGGCAUCGCUGGGCCCUGGUUCGUGCCUAAAGGACCCAACCGCGGGGUCAUCAUCACCAUGCUGGUAGCUACUGCUGUCUGCUGUUACCUCUUCUGGCUCAUUGCCAUCUUGGCCCAGCUAAACCCCCUGUUUGGGCCACAGCUGAAGAAUGAGACCAUCUGGUACGUGCGCUUCCUGUGGGAGUGACCAGGAGAGUGACCAGCUGGCUUCUGGCCCCAGAUCCUGGCUGAGAGUCUGGACAUGCUGGGGGUCUGUUUUCACCCUGAGAGCAGAAGCCAGGACUCAACCCAGUCCCAGAAAGGACAAACGCCUUUGUGGAGAAAAGACUUGUGGCCCAGGAUACUCGAACCUUUGUAUCUUGUGAAAUAUGGGAUUGACAUCACAGGCCUGCUCCAGCUCUGGUGUGGGUUAUUCUUUAGGUCUCAAACACUUCUAGAUGUGACAACAUGGAGGUGUUGGUAUCUUAAAGAAAUAGUCACACCAAAUCCCCAUCCUGCACUUUGGGUCAAGAUAGAAAAUUUAGUCUUUUGUAGCAGUGAAGUACUCUGCAUGGGAGGGAGGUGGUGUCUUUGGAAUGUUCUAGUCACUUUCCCUUCCCUCUGUAGAUAAGCUCACCCACUCCCCAGAACCGCUCAGUUGGGGUGCAGCCAUUCCAGGAGGCUACACUUGAUUGGGUUGUGGUGGAGCAGAUCCCAGUGCUGGUCUCAGGAGCAUUGGAAUGAUCUGGAGUUAGGAUUGGGGGACAGACAAGAAGGUACUGUUUGUGGGCUACUAUUGGCUGUGCCUCCCUGGCUUCUGAGACCCUCCGUUCCCAAGCUCAUUGGCUCUGGCAGAGGAUACAGACCGGGGGGGGGGGCACCCCAGGGGACUCCUCCAGCCCGUGCCCUCACCCCUCUGAGAGGGUGACUUUGGAUUUUACAUUCUUGCCUGAGUUCCCAGAGCUAGGACAGAGCCCUGCACAGUCCCUGGUUCCCAGCCAGUGGCUGUCUGAGUUCCCAGGGGGAAGAAAAAGCAGCCUUGAUUAUUUAUUGACUAUUUCUCUGGGCUUCCUCCCCUUGUAGGGGUCAUUUUGGGAGUGGCAGUAGAAGGGCACUGGGCCUGCUGGUUGCAACUUCUCCCUUCCUACCCUAACCCCCCCACCCCCCGAAGCCUUCCUGUGGGGUGGAGCCUGGUGAGCAUGAUGUGUGUUGAAAAGCUGAUUCCUGUCUAAUAAACAGUGGUGAUACAAGA
Molecule: messenger RNA, 1397 nt
Organism: Alexandromys fortis (reed vole)
Lineage: Eukaryota; Metazoa; Chordata; Mammalia; Rodentia; Cricetidae
Gene: Atp6v0e2
Product: ATPase H+ transporting V0 subunit e2
Exons: 4
Coding region: 108-353 (81 amino acids)
Biological process (GO): proton transmembrane transport
Cellular component (GO): proton-transporting V-type ATPase, V0 domain
Molecular function (GO): proton-transporting ATPase activity, rotational mechanism
Source: RefSeq, a predicted model, not a curated record